AUGUCAAAUCUGAAGAAGAAGAAGGAGGAGGAGGAGGAGAGGUGGUCGAAAGGACUGCCAGAAGAUAUCUUGCAAUUGAUACCACAACGGCUUUGCAUAUCAGAUUACAGAGUGUUUCGCCAAGUAUGCCCUAAUUGGCGAGCCGCUGUUGAUAGGGGUAUUGCCACCAAGACUUGCCCUCCUGCUCCUCAAUUCCCAUGGCUGUUGCACAAGUGUCUCUCUUCUCUAAAUGGCUUCUACAUCGAGCACCAAUAUUCCUUGGUAACGGAUCCAAGGUUUUUCAGAUCAGCUCAUUCUUGUUCGACUUCCCCAGAUUGUGUUGGGUCAAUUGGGGCGUGGCUUAUCAUAGCUGCUAAGGAUCAAUAUCGCCACAAUAACAACAACAUCACUAUUAUCGACAACUUCUUUUGUAGCCUCAUCACCGCCAACAAGCCUGAAACAGCAGCAGCAGGACUUGAUUGUGGCUGGCCUUGGGUGUGGAGUUUGGCUGUUUGUAGGCCAACUGAUACAUCAUGGACCGUCAUUACGAUCAGAAAAGGGCUCCUAUUUAGAGAUAUAGAAAUCAUUGAUGGGAAAUUAUAUGCUGUAAGAACUGUCAAUGAACUUAUGAUAUAUGACAUCCUCCCUGCACAUGUCGAUGUUUAUAGGGACGAAAGGUUGGUAGUGCUUCCCAAUGACCCGGUCCAUUUGGAAUGGGGAUGGGGAAGGGGAUGGGUAGGCCCUUACCUAGCGAAAGAUUCUGCAUCCAAGGAGUUGUUUAUGAUUAUUCAGAAGAUUUCAUCCAGACAGAAGAAACGAGGAUUAUUCCGAGUGUACAAGCAGGAGUUUGACACUGACGGUGGAGCACGGUGGGAGGAGGUUGUUGACCUUGGUGAUCGAAUAUUGUUUCUGAGCGGGGCAAGUAAUAAGUUCAUCCAUGGCAAGACACUUCGAAAAAAUUGCAUCUAUUUUGCUUUCAAUGACGAUGAUUUUGGGGUGUAUUCCUUGACCAAUAGGACCAUCAAACCUCUUGCUUUACCUGAGGGUUAUACAAAUAACAUACACUGUGCUAACAAUCGAACUCUUUGGUUCACACCUCAUCCGUGGUAGCUGAGUUACUUUAAAAGUUUCACAAAUCACACCUCAAAUUCAUAUCCGAAAAGUUUCUUGGUUAGUAAAUUUGUUAGCUCCAGCCUGUCUGUUCUGAUAC
This is a messenger RNA of Rosa rugosa (rugosa rose), 1189 nucleotides long. RefSeq names its product putative F-box protein At5g66830. Gene Ontology annotation, molecular function: protein binding. The record is from RefSeq and is a predicted model, not a curated record. Lineage: Eukaryota; Viridiplantae; Streptophyta; Magnoliopsida; Rosales; Rosaceae. The coding region runs from base 1 to 1089 and encodes 362 amino acids. The transcript has 2 exons.